AUGUCGUCCUCCUCAUCCUCCCUCAAGCACAACCCCGAGAAGCAGGCAAAGAACGAGUACAUCCCCCACUUCAUCGCCAAACGGCCCUUCUACUUCAACAACAACAACACCGGCAGCGGCAGCACCGGAGCCGACUACCUCGAGCACCAGCGCCUCCAAAAGCCCGCCGCCGACACCCUCGAAACACAGAAAUGGUACGACCGCGGCGCCAAGACAACCCGCGCAACAAAGUACCGCCCGGGCGCGUGCACAAACUGCGGCGCCAUGUCGCACGCCACAAAGGACUGCCUCAGCCGCCCGCGCAAGCUCGGCGCCCGCUGGACGGGCCAGGACAUCCAGCCCGACGAGGCCAUCCAGACGCUCGAGCUGGGCUGGGACGGCAAGCGCGACCGCUGGAACGGCUACGACGCGCGCGAGCACCAGCGCGUGGUCGACGACCACCUGCGCAUGGAGGCGCUGCGCAAGCGGUCUGAGGCCACCACUGCGGCUGCUGCCGCCGCGGAGGACGUGGACGACGAGGACAAGUAUGCGGAGGAGAGCGAGACGCCCGGGCAGGGGUACGACUCGGCGAACAGGAUCAGCACGCGCAACCUGCGCAUCCGCGAGGACACGGCAAAGUACCUGGUGGACCUGGACCUGGACUCGGCCAAGUACGACCCCAAGACGCGGACGAUGGUGGACCGCGGGGCGCGCUCGGACCAGGCGGCGGCGCUGGUGGCCGAGGACAACUUUAUGCGCAGCUCGGGCGACGCGGCCGAGUUUGAGAAGCUGCAGCGCGCGGCGUGGGAGACGCGGGAGCGCGGCGACCGCAACCGCAUGCAUCUGCAGGCGAACCCGACGGAGGCCGAGCAGCUGAAGCGCACGGCGGCCGAGGCGGCGGAGAAGCGGAGGGCCGAGGAGAGGAGGAGGCUGCUGGAGCGGUAUGGUGGCGGGGAGCAUCUGGAGGCGAGGCCGCCGGUGCUGGAGGAGGAGGAGAGGUAUGUCGAGUAUACGCCUGAGGGACAGGUUAAGGGGAGGGAGAAGGUGACGCCGAGGAGUAAGUAUGCGGAGGACGUGCUGGUCGGGAACCAUAAGGCCGUGUGGGGGUCGUGGUGGCGCGCGGGCAGGUGGGGGUAUGCGUGCUGUAGGUCGCAUACGAAGAAUAGUUACUGCACGGGCGUGGAGGGGAUCCGGGCCGCGGAGAUUGCGGAGAAUAUGAGGCUGGGGCUGGUGGCGCCCGUGGCGCCGAGGAGCGUGGUGCAGGAGUUGGUGGUGCGGGAGCAGGCCGAGGAGCAGGUGGAGGAGAAGGAGGGGAAGGGGAAGGGAAAGGGAAAGGGAAAGGGAAAGGGCAAGGAGGAGGAGGGGGAGUCGGCGACGGAGAAGGGGAAGCGCAAGUUGGCGCAGAUGAGGGACGGCGUCACGGAGGAGGAUAUGGAGAACUUUAUGAAGCAGCGCAGGCUGGCGGAGGAUCCGAUGGCGGGCUUUGUGGACGUUGUGUAG
Molecule: messenger RNA, 1479 nt
Organism: Morchella sextelata
Lineage: Eukaryota; Fungi; Ascomycota; Pezizomycetes; Pezizales; Morchellaceae
Exons: 2
Coding region: 1-1479 (492 amino acids)
Biological process (GO): mRNA splicing, via spliceosome
Cellular component (GO): spliceosomal complex
Molecular function (GO): pre-mRNA 3'-splice site binding
Source: RefSeq, a predicted model, not a curated record